AAUCACCUCACGUAGAAAAGGAAAGCAUACAAAAGAAAUAUUUAAAUCAUGAAUAGUUAUUAUGGUACUAUAGCGGAGAGGUGGGAGGUCCUAAGCGGUGGCACAAACUGGCAGGGACUAAUAGACCCUCUUGACCUUGAACUUCGAAAAUACCUAAUUCACUAUGGGGAGAUGGCCCAAGCCACCUACGACACCUUCAACGCCGAUCUGUUCUCCAAGCUCGCCGGCAGCAGCCGCUACUCAGAGGCCCAUCUCUUCUCCAAGGUUGGACUCGAAAAGGGUAACCCGUACAAGUACGAGGUUACCAAGUAUUUAUACGCCACAUCCUCUCAUCCUGUCCCAGAUGCCUUCAUCGUCAAGUCUAUUCGGCUUGACGCUUGGAGCAGGGAGUCGAACUGGAUGGGGUAUGUGGCGGUGGCGACCGACGAUGGGAAGUUGGAGCUGGGGAGGAGGGACAUAGUUGUGUGUUGGAGAGGGACGGUUCGAACGUUGGAGUGGGUUAAUGAUUUUGAUAUGUCGUUAGUGCAUGCACCGAAGAUCUUUGGUGAUGGCGGUGAUCAGCCUAUGGUUCAUAGAGGGUUUUACUCCAUUUACACUUCAAAAAAUCCAGCUUUUCCUUUUAAUGUCACUAGCGCAAGAGAUCAGCAAGGCGGGGUGGCUGAUUGGCUUCCGACUCAUCACCGUGCGGAGUCCAACAAUGUUUGAUGACCUUGAGGAUAGAAACUCUCUUCUUUUGAGGCCCCGCCUACAAGGUUCCACCAAAGUUCACGGACCUUGGGGUCAACAUCCGUGUCUUGAGUGAAGUGAAGAGAUUGGUAGAACUAUACAGGAAUGAAAAGGUGAGCAUAACCAUUUGCGGGCAUAGCCUAGGAGCAUCACUUGCAACCCUAAACGCAAUCGACAUAAUGAAAAACGUACUCAACGAAACAAGGACUGCCGGGAAAGCUUUUCCGGUGACGGUUUUCGCAUUCGCUAGCCCUAGGAUCGGCGACAGCAACUUAAGGAAGGCCUACGAGACGACUCCAAACCUACAUCUCUUGCGUGCCCGUAAUGUGCCCGAUGUGGUCCCAGAAGUUCCUCCAGCGACUCCAUUGACCGGUUACACGGACAUCGGUGUUGAGCUGACGAUCGAUGUUACAAAGUCAAAGUUUGUGAGGCAGCCAGGGGAGUUAUUCAGUUGGCAUCUUCUGGAGCCUUACUUGCAUGGAAUUGCCGGAACAAAAGGGGUCAGGAGUGGGGAUGGGUUUGAGCCGGUGGUCAAUCGUGACUUUGCUUUGGUCAACAAACAUUUAGACUAUUUGAAAGAGAAAUAUGGCAUUCCUGGGAAAUGGUGGAUUGAGAAGAAUAAGGGAAUGGUUCAGCAGAAUGAUGGAUCUUGGAAAUUUAUGGAUCAUGAAGAAGGCUAUAUCCCAACACCACCACCAUGACGUCGAUCACUAUAUUACUUUAAUUUAGUGACUCAAUAUAUAAAUCCUUUAGUAAAUAACUUUUCUCUGUCAAAUUAAAGUCCCUAUAAGUACCAUACUAUAUGAAAUUGUUACUUCAUUCUAAUAUAUUGUUCUAAAAUUGUUAGCUGCUUGAGUUAGUUACUUUGUACUUUCUUAACAUCUUCUUAUAAUUCUGAUGGCUUUAAAUUGAU
Cuscuta europaea is the source of this 1639-nucleotide messenger RNA. The record is from the annotation of a GenBank genome assembly. NCBI's taxonomy places the organism in Eukaryota, Viridiplantae, Streptophyta, Magnoliopsida, Solanales, Convolvulaceae.